This is a messenger RNA of Callorhinus ursinus (northern fur seal), 3003 nucleotides long. RefSeq names its product neuronal tyrosine phosphorylated phosphoinositide-3-kinase adaptor 1 (gene NYAP1). Lineage: Eukaryota; Metazoa; Chordata; Mammalia; Carnivora; Otariidae. The record is from RefSeq and is a predicted model, not a curated record. Gene Ontology annotation, biological process: phosphatidylinositol 3-kinase/protein kinase B signal transduction; neuron projection morphogenesis.
CCCCCCCGGUCUCUCUCUGUCUCUCCUCCUCCCUCCUCCUGCUCCGGGCGGAGCCCGGCAUGGGGGGGCCGGCGCCCGGCAGGCCAGUGGAUCCGGGACCCAGGGAGGGCCGCCCCCCGGGCCUGGUGGCGCUGAGCAGGGCCCCCCAGCCCCCACCUCCUGCCCCACGACAUGAACCUCCUCUACCGAAAAACCAAGCUGGAGUGGAGGCAGCACAAGGAGGAGGAGGCCAAGAGGAGCUCCGGUAAGGAGGUGGCUCCUGCAGGCCCCGCAGGGCCUGGGGCUGGCCCGGGGCCUGGGGUCCGUGUGCGGGACAUCGCCUCGCUGCGCCGCUCCCUCAGGAUGGGCUUCAUGACAAUGCCAGCCUCCCAGGAGCACACCCCCCACCCCUGCCGCAGCGCCAUGGCCCCACGCUCACUCUCCUGCCAUUCAGUGGGCAGCAUGGACAGUGUUGGGGGCGGGCCUGGGGGGGGAGGUGGGGGUCUCACAGAGGACAGCAGUGCCCGAAGACCCCCUGCCAAGCCCCGGAGACAUCCCAGCACCAAGCUCAGCAUGGCAGGGUCAGGGGCAGAGAUGCCCCCCGGCAAGAAACCAGGCUCACAGAAGCCAACCCCAGAGGGCCGAGAGUCCAGCCGGAAGGUUCCUCCACAGAAGCCCAGGAGAAGCCCAAACACCCAGCUCUCUGUCUCCUUCGACGAGUCCUGUCCCCCAGCCUCCUCUCCUCGGGGGGGGAAUCUGCCCCUUCAGCGCCUCAGUAGGGGGUCCUGCGUAGCUGGGGACCCUGAGGUGGGUGCCCAGGAAGAGGAGCCCGUGUACAUUGAGAUGGUGGGGGAUGUCUUCAGGGGAGGAGGGCGAAGUGGAGGGGGCCUGACUGGGCCCCCUCUUGGGGGUAGGGGCCCAACCCCUCCAGCUGGCGCCGACUCGGACUCAGAAGAGAGCGAGGCUAUAUAUGAGGAGAUGAAGUACCCGCUGCCCGAGGAGGCAGGGGAAGGCCGGGCCAACGGGGCCCCUCCAGUGACCGCGAGCUCCUCGCCACACCAGCCUCCUGCCCUGCAGCCCCACACCCACCGUCGGCCAGCUUCAGCCCUCCCGAGCCGGAGGGACGGGACGCCUACCAAGACCACUCCUUGUGAAAUCCCCCCGCCCUUCCCCAACCUCCUCCAGCACCGCCCUCCGCUCCUGGCCUUCCCCCAAGCCAAGGCUGCUUCCCGAACCCCUGGCGAUGGGGUCUCGAGGCUACCGGUCCUCUGCCACUCGAAGGAGCCAGCGGGCUCCACCCCAGCUCCCCAAGUGCCUGCCCGGGAGCGGGAGACGCCUCCCCCACCGCCUCCGCCUCCUGCUGCCAACCUGCUGCUGCUGGGACCCUCGGGCCGGGCCCGGAGCCACUCAACACCAUUGCCACCCCAGGGCUCUGGCCAGCCCCGGGGGGAGCGGGAGCUCCCCAACUCCCACAGCAUGAUCUGCCCCAAGGCGGCAGGGGCGCCGGCAGCCCCUCCUGCCCCGGCCGCCUUGCUCCCUGGCCCCCCCAAGGACAAGGCUGUGUCUUACACCAUGGUGUACUCGGCAGUCAAGGUGACCACGCACUCCGUCCUGCCAGCUGGUCCGCCCCUAGGUGUUGGGGAGCCAAAGACGGAGAAGGAGAUCUCAGUUCUCCACGGGAUGCUGUGCACCAGCUCGAGGCCCCCAGUGCCUGGGAAGUCCAGCCCCCACAGCGGGGCCAUGGGCGCAGCAGCUGGGGUCCUCCACCAUCGUGGCUGCCUGGCCUCCCCACACAGCCUUCCGGACCCAACCACGGGCCCCCUGACUCCCCUCUGGACCUACCCAGCUGCAGCAGCUGGGCUCAAGAGACCCCCUGCCUAUGAGAGCCUCAAGGCUGGGGGGGUGCUGAAUAAGGGCUGUGGAAUGGGGGCCCCAUCCCCCAUGGUCAAGAUCCAGCUGCAAGAGCAGGGGACCGACGGGGGUGCCUUUGCUAGCAUCUCCUGCGCCCAUGUCAUCGCCAGUGCAGGGACACCGGAGGAGGAAGAAGAGGAGAUGGGCGCCACGACAUUUGGGGCAGGCUGGGCUCUGCAGAGGAAGGUCCUGUAUGGAGGGAGGAAGGCAAAAGAGCUGGACAAGGUCGAGGAUGGUGCCCGGGCCUGGAAUGGCAGUGCCGAGGGUCCAGGCAAGGUGGAGCGUGAGGACAGGGGCCCUAUGGCAUCAGGGAUCCCAGUGAGGAGUCAGGGGGCAGAGGGCCUGCUGGCCAGGAUCCACCACGGAGGGGACCGAGGAGGGAGUCGCACAGCGCUGCCUGUACCCUGCCAGACGUUUCCUGCCUGCCACCGCAAUGGAGACUUCACGGGAGGCUACCGCCUGGGGCGCUCGGCCUCCACCUCUGGAGUCCGGCAGGCCGCGCUCCAUACCCCCCGGCCCUGCAGCCAGCCUAGAGAUGCCCCAAGCCAGACCCACCCUGCCCUGCCGCUGCCCCUACCGCCUCAGCCCUCCCGGGAGCGCGAUGGCAAGCUGCUGGAGGUGAUAGAGCGCAAGCGCUGCGUGUGCAAGGAGAUCAAGGCCCGUCACCGCCCAGACCGAGGCCUCUGCAAGCAGGAGAGCAUGCCCAUCCUCCCUAGCUGGCGGCGGGGGCCCGAGCCCCGCAAGUCCGGCACCCCGCCCUGCCGCCGGCAGCACACUGUCCUCUGGGACACUGCCAUCUGAGGAGGCCGGGAGGCCGGGGCACCAGACUGGGGAGCGGGGCGGGGGUGCCCGGCUCUCCGGGAGACUUGCCUUGAAAGAGGGACACUUGAAGGACCAGGUGAGAGAAAGCCAGGGAGAACCCCCUGCCUUCCACCCUAACCCCCAGAGAUGGGGAGUCUGCCAGGCCCAUCGGGCAUGGGGCGCCAGCCGCACCCCCUGAAAUUUGGGGGAGGAGGGUUUGAGGUUCGGAGUGAGGCCCUCCGCUGCUCUUCCUCCUGGGCGAGGUAGACUCCUUCUCCUCCUGAGAGGGCAAAGGCCGAGCCAGAGGUCAGC